GGCCAGCCUAGUCAAUCCAUUAUGCGCUUUUUCAACUUAUUCAUUAUGAAUGUUCAUCAUGAUACAAAAUGGAAUUAUAUUUAGCUAUCACCCUGAUCACUAAUUUAUUAUGUAUACAUGUAGCAUCUGGUGUUAUCAAAAUAUCAGCUGAUCAAUGUGAUCACUUCAUAAAUAAAACAUCCACCUGCUACCAAGUCCACAAGGUCGGGGAAAAGGCAAUCCUGAAGAUAAACAUCAAUGGCAUGCACAAACCAGAUGAUAUCAAGUGGUUUCGACGUGUGAAAAUUCUUGGAAAAUCCUCGCCCCUACUGCUGAGCCUGGAAGAUGAAGGAAAGCUUCCGCGCAACAUGUUCCUGUCACACGAUCGCCGCAACCUUGAAUUGAUGAAGAUACGUAACUAUGAUAUGGCUAGCAACAGCUUUAAAGUUGAGGUGAAAUCAAGGCAGAAUUACAUCAAUUUUGUUAUUCAGGUCCACUCAAUUGACAUUGGUCCAAAGCCUCAUGGGACAUCCUUAAUGAUUGACAUCAAAGACUACAUCCAGCUACCAGAUUACGCAACAUCAUUCUACUGGUACAUAGAGGGCGCACAUUCCAUCCUCCCUGGUAACAUCAGACUACAAGAUGAGCGCCAGAAACUUGUGAUAAAACACAUAGAGGAAAAAGACUAUCAAAUGUAUGUGUGUGCCGUAUACAGCAACAAAAAUUACUUCCUUGCCAAACGACGAUUUCAGUUGUUGAAAGCUCAGAGAUUAACGAGAGAUCCUCAAACAUUCCCAAGUACUGUUUAUCGACCACUAGGGAGUUCAAUACAGUUUAAGGUUAAAGUUCAUGGAGUAUAUAAACCAUUGCUGAAGUGGUAUAAAGAUCAACGAUUGUUUACUUCGCAUCAUACUGCCCUCCUGAGUGAUGACCGUCAGCUGCUGCGUAUACCAAAAAUAGAGCGUGGCAUGUAUGGAACGUACACAUGUAGACUGCAAGGCACAGACAAGGACUCAUCAAUAAGUGUGGACUUCCAGCUGAAAAAGCCUGUUAUACCUAUCGAAGACAAAGUGUCGCACAACUGGAAUUUUGACAUUCUUCGAACAGAUGAAGAUGGGGUGGAGGUACUUGAUUCAGCGACGGGAGUUAGCAGUCGAGGAAAAGUCAGCCAUGGUUGCCUAGACAUCGUUAGAGGAGUGUCUAGCAAAGCAUUGGUUAUGAAUAUGAAGCAGAAACAUUGUGAUGGAAAACUGGAACUUCUUGAUACCAGUGCUGUCGAUGAAUGUGUCGUUGACCCUGAGGUUUGUCACGAGGGUUUCAGUUUAUCCAUCUGGUUGAAAUUAAAGCCACCUCCUCCAUCCAGGAAAACUGAUGUCUUAUGCACAAUUGAUCCUCAUGGUCUCUGCAUCACAUGCUCAAGCGGUCAGCCUGACAUACUGCAAUGUUUAAUGGAUGUCGUGACUGUGGAUCAGAUUUGGCAGGUUCCAUUCCAGCUUCACAGUAAACGUUGGCAGUUUGUGGUCGUUACGUGGAGUCCCAUCAGUGAGUGCCGUGUGUUCAUUAAUGGUGAAAUGGAAGGAUCAACUCUUGGUCAAAGUCUGGCAGAGCCUCAUGUAACAUCGCAGACACCUUUUGUCCUGGGAUUGGCCGAUAAGAGGAAACCUGGCACGUCGCAAUUGCGUGGUCUUGUGGAUGAGCUCCUUAUUUGGCACCAAGUGGUGCUAAGUCCGAAGCAAGUCGCAACAAUGUAUUUACAGUUUUAUGGUUUGGACAGACCAGAAUUAAAAGAAGUUGAAUACAAUCAUACUGUUGAAAUGGGUGACAGUCUUAAACUUACCUGCCCCUUUGAUAUAGCCCCUGUUUUCCGAUCACAACUCCAUUGGCUUGAAGGGAACAGAGAGGUUGAUAAGUAUACUGGACGGCUAUCAAUCAUUACACCAGUGGAUAUGCCACAGGUAUUCACCUGUCAGUAUUUCAACGGAUCCGAUGUGGUUUCCUCAAAGAAAUUCUUUGUCACUGUCGAAGGAUAUAAGUCAGCCUUGGCUGAAAGCUCUCAGCAUACAGCAGUCAUAUCAGAGAAUGAAGAACCAGAGACAGAUGAUGAUUCUCACCAUCAGAAAAUACAGAAGCAUCUUGACCAGAUAAAAGAUGACAUUGAUUUUAGAGACUAUCCUUGUCUUAGCUAUCCCUGUAAGCAUGGAGGUACUUGUCGACAGCGACAGCAUAAGUUCAAGCUGAAUGGUACACAACACUCAGCUUAUAGUUACCAAUGUCACUGCACCGACAAAUACAGAGGGCAUAAUUGUGAAGUGGAGGUAACAUCUUGUGAUGCAUAUCCUUGUGAGAAUGGUAAAUGCGUGGAUGAUGAUGCAACAGAUUCUGGCUUCCGCUGCCUUUGUUACCAUGGUUAUCAAGGAGAUACCUGUUCCGAAGAUAUCAACGAAUGUGAUGAUUUAAAUGAUUGCAGCCCACGUGCGGAUUGCAUCAAUUCUCACGGCUCCUACUCAUGUAAAUGCCACGCUGGAUUUGAAGGGGAUGGAAAACACUGUGUUGCUACUGUUGUCCAUGUGACCUUGCGAGAUCCUGGCAUAUGCACCAGUGUUUUAGCGAAGAGCAAGCUGUGUAUCAUCGAAACUGACCAGAUGCGUAAUUGUGAUGUUACAUUUGCUGUAGACAUCAGUGGAAUGUAUCAACAGAAGGAUGUGGUAUGGAGUAAACACUGGGCCAAAUUGAAUAAAAAUGGUCCUACUGCCAUUGAGUAUAAAGUAGAACCUACUAACUUUAUGGUGUCUGAUAAUGGAACCAGGAAGGGAAUCAAGUGUUGGGAAAGCGAUUUUUCUGAGAAUUAUUUUGUGGUUGAGGUGCGCAAUGGUCACAUUCCUCCACCGUCAUUCAUGUUUAAGUUGGUGCAUCAUUCCAUUGACCUCGGCCCUCAGAUACCAGGUACUCCACUUGAGCUUUCUGUUUACUACUAUGGGGUUUUCCCUGAUAACACCUGGACUGCGAAAUGGGUAAAUGAAGCAACAGGUAACUUCACCAUUGUAGCACCACCAAGACUGACCUACGAAUACCGUGUGGAAAGCUUGAAGCCUAGAGAUAUUGGAUUCCUGAUUUAUUAUGGUUAUGAUGCAGAUGGCUAUCAGGUUGCCUCAAGGACAUUCCAUGACAAGGAAGACGUGGAUGAAUGCUUAGAGAAUAGUCAUACAUGUGUAGUGGAGAUGUCAGAAUGUGAGAAUCUACCUGGCUCAUACAAGUGUGUGUGUCACACUGGAUACCAGGCAGAUGGAGCUACUUGUAAAGAUGUUGAUGAGUGCCUCAUAGACAAUCACUGCCACAAGAGUGCACUAUGCACGAACACAGCUGGCUCCUACUUUUGUACAUGCUUAGAGGGAUUUCAUGGAGAUGGUAUUGAGUGCACAGGAAUCGACUGUCCUCUAUUGGGUGACUUCACAAAUGGUCAGAUUGUCGGUCUUUCGCAUUCCUUUAAGUCUUUUGUUCGGUUCCGUUGUUACAAGGGUUACCGACUUGAAGGAUCACACAGACUACAAUGCCUAGAGACGGGUAUCUGGAGUGCACUUAAACCUGAAUGCAUUGAUGUUAACGAAUGUGAGGUGACUAACUACUGUGACAGUAACGCCAUUUGUCACAAUGAGCCUGGCGAUUAUCGAUGUGAUUGUAAGAGAGGUUACGAAGGGGAUGGAAUGAGAUGUAUAGACAUUAAUGAAUGUGCGCAACCUGAGAGUCCUUGUCACGAACAUGCCGUGUGCAUCAACAGGGAUGGCGGUUUUGGCUGUACCUGUUUCCAUCAGGCAAUAUCUAGUCCGCUAAGUGAUUGUACAGGUUCUUCAGAAUACAGCAAAGAUGUUUCAAACUUUGAAGAAACUGUCACAGCCCCUCCAUUGGUCCUCCAAGGUCAGAGUUCAGAGAAAGCCAAUUUUGCUGACUUAGCAGAAGUAUUUCCUUUUAUGGAAUAUGAAAACUUCAACACAUCAAUUGAUUUUCCUGGUCGGGCAUCUAUGGGACUAACCCAACAACAAUUGCACAAAGGCGAUCAUGUGCUGGCACUAGAGGGCAGUUCGUAUGACAUUCCGUGUAUCCCAUACUCCAUCAUGAACAGCAUGGUUAUGCUGGAUCCAGAAUACCUAUGGAUCAGAGACAGAGGUGCUAAGUUGGAUCCAAGCCACUAUGAACCAUCUGAAAAUGGGAAUCUACAUUUCUACACUGUCAGUGCACAAGACACUGGUCCUUUCAAAUGCCGUAUCAGCUAUUCCGACAUAAGCGGUGAUGGCAUUAAGGAGAUUACAUACAGUCAUCAAUUAUCAGUAUUCACAACAGCCACCCCUUUAUGUGACAUAUCUGUUACAUACUUCACUGAAGCCUGCCACCACGCCACCAACUAUGAACACCGCAACACAUUUCUAAGUUCCCUGGCAAAGAAAGUCUGCUUACAAGUUGGCUGCACGGUUCUUGAGUUUGACAUGGAAUGUCACCGUGUACAGGAGAAUGUUGGGGCAAAUUUCAAGAGCGUGCACCAGUUGAAUUACAAGUUUACCCUCCAAGUGAACAUCCGCGAAUAUGUGCUCUGCAAUGUCAGUUGCAUUGUUAUGCAACUGCAGUCUCAUGUGGGACAGGUAUUGAGUGCACUGGAUGAAUUUGUUCGGCAAGAAGAGUUGAAGUCAACAGCGGACAAUGUGUACAGGAUCAUGAGUAACAGUUGGGCACAUUCCAUUCGCUUCGUCUGCCGUGAAGGUUACGCAAUACGUGACUACAUUUGCGUGACAUGUCCGCCAGGCUCAUCGAGUAAGGGGGAGGCUUGUCACCUUUGCGGGCAAGGGUAUUAUCAGAGUAACUUCACAUCACGUAAUUGCACCGCUUGCCCUCAUGGCCACGUUACUAAAUCAAAAGGAAGUACCAGCCUGGAUCAAUGCUAUGUAGAGAAACUUGGAGAGAAGAUUCUUGGUGGAAUAAUCGGUGGUGUUGGUACAAUAGCGUGCAUAUUAUUUGUGAUUAUUUAUAGAGUUGUUGUCAGGAACUGUAGAGGGUCUGCACAAGACGUUGCCCUCCGCCGUCUGUCUGAGGCUGUUGAAGACACCAUGGAAAUGGCUAAAGACACCAUCAAAGGUGCUGCAGACGAGCUGGCUUUCAGAGCUGAGAUCGCCAAGUCCGAGUAUGCAGACAAGAGGUCGAGGAAGUCUCGCAAAAAUAGCAAUUCAAGUGUAUCGGGCAAGAGGAUGUCUAAGAAGAAACUAAAAUCGAGUGGUAGUUCGAAAGAGCUGUUGUCAAAGAGUCCGAGUGAACAGUCAUUAUUAUCUGAAACAGAUAGUAACCAGGAAAGCCAUCAUGUGCAUUUCCCAGGAAGUUCAGUUAGUGUCAAGGAAACUGAUCACCAAGUUCAACAUACCUCAGAUACUUCCCACAAUGCUUUGCUAGUUAAUGAUGUCAAUGAACAAUCAAGUCAUUGGGCAGAGUAUUAUAACUCCCAUAAUUCAUUGAUGGAACCAUGGUCGCAUCACAGUUCGCAUAAUGAACCUGGUGACACUGCAUUCGGUGUUGACUCCAGACAGAAAGCUCACUCAGAUUCAACAACGCAUUUUAGAAAGAAUCACCAGAUCCAUGUCCAGGACUCAAAUAGUUCAAAGCAUUCAGAAUUGGAGCGAAUUAAUUUUGAAUAUUCAAAUUACAAAAUUGAUGAACAUGGUCAUGAAGAUGCUGCCGACAUCACACACGGGACACUUGAGGAUGAGUACCACAGUAGCUGCGAAAUACUUGACUCUCCCAGUUUCCAGAAUUUGACAAGAGUAGAAUCACCAGGUGUAUUUAGAGGUGAAGGGAGUCAUCAAAGUUUACCAGAAACAAAUGCAAGAACCAAGGACCGAUUCAGAGAGCAGAUACCAUUAGUUAAGAUUGGUCAAGAACAGAAAAACCAAACUGUCAGUCAAGCCAGUAUAAGACAUUCAUUGAACACCAAUAUACCAAUACCUCCGCCCCCACCUCCUCUUCCAGAUUACUUAGCAGAGAUUGACAGUAACACUUUCGGAUUUCCACCUCCUCCAUCUAACUUCUGAAAGUUUAAGAAAACAAGUAUAAUCUUAAUAUAUUAUUUUUUUUCCUCUGUGGGAAACUUUUCCUUUCAAAGCCAUCAAAUUUUAUCAGCAACAAAUAAUGGAAAAGCCGAAGAACUAGAACAGAUAUCAUUAAUUAGUAUGGAACAGCAACAGAAAAAAAACAAAUUGUCAAUCAAACCAGUGUAGGACAUUCAUUGGACGAGAGUUUGCCGAUAGCUCCGCCCCUUUCUAAAUUUCUAAACGAUUUUGGGUUUCCUAUGAUUCCAUUUAACUCCUGGGAGAUAAAAUGCAAAUGUGAUAUUACUCUAUUGGAGUAUAUUCCAUUCAUUUUUGGGCAAGAUUCUUAGAAAGUUAUACUUCGUCAACCCAUUAAUUAUGUUUGUUGAUAGUUUCCGAUUUCUUCCUAGAAUGAUAAAUAUAUUCCGGUUUGAAUGCCAUGGCAAUUGUGACAUCGUCGUUUAGUCAUUACGCCAAAGAUGCAUUUUAACAUAUUUAUCACUAAUGAAAAAGUUUCUUCAUCAUUCAAGCUCUUGUCCAUUAAGAACUCUUGUUUAUUUUCAUAUACGUGCUUAUUGGCCUUUGUGUUGUGGCAGAGUUCGUGGCAACGUUCGUGGCAGUACCCAGUGAUUCCACGGAAGACAAUAAAUUCUCGACUGUUACACAAACAAUGCCACGAUCGUUGCCGAUCGACGGAGUAAUAAAAGCUACCGUUGUAGAAAAUCUCGAGUAACGAGUGAUACUUAAUGUGAUCUCUUGUUUACAUCAGGUCGCGAAUAUGAUGGAUCGUCCAGCUAAUAUUCAGCUCAGUUUCUUACGAUUUGUUUGGGAGAUUUUAUACGAUUGUUUGUGCUUAGUAGAGGUGUCUAAUUGCCGAUAUUACAAAUACGCCGUUGAGUCACCGAAGAGUGUAUUUUGUCCCGUAACUGUGUAUUACAUCUUGAAAACAACUAGCUGCGUAGAAGCAAUACACUCUACACACUUACUCAUUCCUAACACUAAUUUAUUUCCUUUUAAAUGGUGUGUAGUGUUUACUUCGGCGUUUUCUAAUGACCGCCGAUGUAAAGAGAAAGGUACUCGUGGAGAAAAUCGACGAGUUUCUAGUUUCGAGUUCCUACGAAAAAUGUAAAACGCCGCUAUGAACAGCCUUAAGUUAUAUGCUUAUCAAAUUGACGAAUUUUAUUGUUGGUGCAGCAUUAUAAAAACAUUAGGUCAGUUAUACUUUUUGAAUUCAUAUCGAGCCAUUUUUGCAACUGGUUGAUCAUAUUCAGAACUAACACGUUCCGAUCCCUCAAUCUUAUAUGUUACGGUGAUCUAGACGUCUGGUUAGGGUUAUUUCUUUUGUUCGUUGAAAAUGAAAUAAGUAUAUUGAAUGAUAUUUAUUUGUAUGAUAAAAAAAAAAGCCAAGACGGACUGUUUUGACGACUUAUUGACACAAUUACUACGUUUACAGUUAUCGAUGUAUCCGCAAUGACAAGAAGUUAAAAAAGCAUAUGAAAUGGCCUAACAGUGACAGACCCUAGGCCUAUUGACACAAUCGUGCACAAAAAAGAACGUUUUCGCUUCUUGCUUGUUUUUACAAACUAAAAAUUAAGAUGAAUGCCUUCCAGUCCCAUGACUCUCAAAUUCUCUCAAAUAAAUAAUUUUUUCUUCUUGUCAGUAUUAUGUUACUAUUUAUAAAUCUUCACUUUUUCUAUGCUAAUACAAAGUUAAAUGAGGAUGAACUAUGAAAAACCUUUUUAUUAUAGCAAUAGAUGAGGUAACUGAAAGACACGAGAAUAUUUCCUUUGCGCUGUGGUCAAACGAAUUACAGUACCCACAUAAACUAUCGCUCUUACGUGCACAAGAACUGUAAUAAACGGAGGUAGUAUAUAACCUGUCGUUAUAUUAGUAUUAGUACAUCGACUGGGAAGUCGACUAGAAUGACAGAUAACAUUCUCAUUGAAUUUGUAAAUACUGUAUAUUGAAAAUAAAA
Molecule: messenger RNA, 8016 nt
Organism: Anneissia japonica
Lineage: Eukaryota; Metazoa; Echinodermata; Crinoidea; Comatulida; Comatulidae
Exons: 28
Coding region: 69-6044 (1991 amino acids)
Molecular function (GO): calcium ion binding
Source: RefSeq, a predicted model, not a curated record